AUGCCGCCAGACAGCGACAAUAUCAUAGUGCAGAUCCCAGAGGCAAGCGGAAACAGCACUAAUACCGCAAUCUAUCUCGAAAAUGAUAUCCAAAUGGGUAUAGAAGAGGACCAGACACCAGCGACCCCAACCCAAACUCAACCUAACCCACCCGAACGACUAGUCCCAAUCAUGAACAAACGACCAGCCCUCUUCUCUCCUGUAUACGACAGAACUGGAAGAAAUCCAUUCCAAAAGAAUGACUCUGACAAACCAACCGCAAAAGAUCCAGAACAGGCAAUCCAAUGGGCUAGAAACCUGAUCCUCCAAGCCUCUAUUAUGACCAACUCAUAUGAAGAGCAAAACAAGCUACUCGAACUACUAGACGUAUUUAGAGACUACACGGAAAAAGGGAGAGUUACAAACCAGAUCUCGGACAAACUAUCUGCCAAGCUCGCCUUCCACUCAGCUACUCUAGCAAACGCUUCAGAAAAAGCAGCAAAGACAUUAAAGAAGGCAACAGCCACAGUAGCUGGUCAAAACAACCAAACAGUAGCAGUAGCAACAACGACAACAAACACAAAUGCUCCCCAAUCAUACGCAACAAUUGCAGCUCAACCAUCAAAGAACGCCACUUGGACGACUGUAGCCCCAAAGAAAAAGCCAACGCCUAAGAAACUAAUUACGCACUACCAAAUAGUUGCAACACUAGAGGAAAACCAAACCAUCAACCCGCUCCAAGCACGAAACAAAAUCAACGAGGCAUUCCAAAAAGCUGGCAUUGCAGGACCUGUUAUCCAACUAGCAGCUCUUAGUAAGAGAAACAAUCUCAUACUUACUACUACAAGCGGAUACUCUGGAGAAUUCCUUCUCCAGCAAUCCAACAUCUGGAUGGAUCUCUUUAACAUCAAACACGCUCAACCACUAGAAUCUUGGACAAAAGUCAUAGUCCACAACGUCCCUACAACCUUUGAAGGAGCAGACACGCUAGAAAUCCUUCAAACUGAAAUCCCUACAUACAACAAAGGACUACAAAUAGUUGGUAACUCCUACUGGCUUACAAAAGACUGGAAGAACAAGCAAAACAGCUCUAUUGUUAUUGCUUUUAAAACAGAAGCUGAAGCAAAGAAACUAGGAGCGAGGAUCAUCAUCCUUGGAGAGAGCCUCCGUACUGAAAAGUAUAGAAGUAUUCCAGCUACUACCCAAUGCGACAACUGCCAAGGCUUUGGCCAUACAAAGCUUAAAUGCCGGAACCAAACAGCAUGCCAGCUAUGUGCGGGGACCCACCCUACAUCGCAGCAUAAAUGCUCCACCUGCACGACAAGUGGGAAGCCUUGUAUCCAUACACUCCCAAAAUGCUCAAACUGCAAAGAACCUCACUUUGCUAAUAGCAGAGACUGUGAAGUCCUCGCAGCUAUAACAAACAAGGAGAACCAAUAUACAACAGAAUGUUAG
Molecule: messenger RNA, 1434 nt
Organism: Pyrenophora tritici-repentis Pt-1C-BFP
Lineage: Eukaryota; Fungi; Ascomycota; Dothideomycetes; Pleosporales; Pleosporaceae
Product: NMDAR2-C domain containing protein
Source: RefSeq, a predicted model, not a curated record